GCCACUGUUCACAGUGACAGUCAUAACAAGAUUCGUUCAAACAAACGCCUAAAACCCUGGCUAGCUUCAUUCUAAACACAUGCGUCACAUUUUUGCCAUUACAAGUGAAAUCGGAAACCUCUUCCUGGUCUUCAGAAACGGGACAAAAGAUUUCGCCAUUCAUGAUUAUGAAGAUAGAAUGAGACCGUUAAAUCACUGGGCGCUGGCAACAAACAAACCGACAUUCAUUCCGGAGCAGAGCGCACUCCAGGCAGAACGUGUGCUGUGAGAGGGCGAGUACAGGAUGAAGAACUCCGACAGAACACUUUAUGAAAAAGACCCUGUCUCCUCCAGGGUUAUCACAGUGGUUUUCUUCGCUUUACUGCUGGAUCUGCUGGGAUUCACCUUGAUUUUACCUCUUCUGCCUUCUAUUCUUGACCACUAUGGAAAAACCGAAGAUGCUGUGUAUCAGUCACUGCAGGGCCUUGUUGACUGGUUUAGAGAAGCUGUUGGGGUUCCUAUUGAGACAAAAUACAACACUGUGCUCUUUGGAGGUCUGAUCGGCUCACUCUUCUCUCUGCUGCAGUUUCUGUCCUCACCCCUCUCUGGUGCAGCAUCAGAUCACUAUGGUAGAAGACCACUGAUGAUGCUAACUACAGUGGGACUGAUGUCUUCCUAUGCUUUGUGGGCCAUGUCACAUAGUUUCAGUGUAUUUCUGCUGUCUCGAGUGGUAGGUGGCAUCUGCAAGGGUAAUGUCAGCCUCUGUACCGCCAUUGUGGCAGACCUGCCCUGUCCGAAAACACGCAAUCAAGGAAUGGCAAUCAUCGGUGUGGCUUUCUCCCUGGGCUUUACAGUGGGUCCUCUGAUUGGGGCCUACUUUGCGCGCAGGUCCAGUGUAGAGGAGUUGUUCUACCUGGGCCCAGCUCUACUGGCGCUUUUCUUCUCUGCAGCAGACCUACUCUUCAUCUUCCUCAUGCUGCCAGAGACGCUGCAUAAGGACAUCAAGGUCUCUGCUGUCUCUUCAGGGAUCCAAGAAACAAUAGACCUUCUCAACCCAGUGGCUCUUUUUCAGUUUUCUGCUGUGUCAAGGAAGGAAGUUUCACCGUCUAAAGACAGUAUGCUGAAUUUGAAAAUGCUGGGAUUGGUGUACUUCAUGUACCUUUUUCUCUUCUCUGGACUGGAGUACACUCUCAGCUUUCUUACACAUCAGCGCUUCCAGUUCACCAGCAUGCAACAGGGAAAGAUGUUUUUCUUCAUUGGUAUCACCAUGGCAGUGAUACAGGGGGGAUAUGCCCGCAGGAUCAAACCAGAGCAUCAGAUCAAGACUGUUCAACUGGCUAUCUUGUCACUGAUCCCAGCUUUCAUUCUCAUUGGAUUAUCUUGGAAUUUGAGUAUGCUCUACACUGGAUUGUUUCUGUACUCAUUUGCAGCUGCAGUUGUUGUUCCUUGUCUCUCUGCUCAGGUCUCUGAACAUGGUUCAGCAAGUCAGAAGGGCACAGUGAUGGGAAUCCUGCGCAGUUUGGGGGCACUGGCUAGGGCACUAGGCCCUAUUGUUGCAUCUUCAUUGUAUUGGCUGGCUGGAGCUGAGUCAUGCUUUAUUGUCAGUUCAGCCCUUUUUGUUUUCCCGCUGUUCUUGCUGAGGAGACACAGAUGGUCCAAGGAGGAGUGACAGGAAGGGCUGAUGAAGAGGAGAAGCAGUCACCCAAGGCCAAGCCUUGAAGGAGCUUCUACCUUUGUGCUGCUGUGCACACACAAUCCCAUUUUGAUUUUUAUGGUGGGGGUUUUAUAUUAUUUUUGUACAUCUUUUCCAUUUUCCUAUGUGCAAACUGUAAAUAAGCCAGAGGGUAAUCAUUUUAGGAGUUUGUCCAAUCGUUGUCCGUAUACAGAUAUCUGUAACAGAUUAGUCCCUUUUUAUGACAGUUCAAUCUAAGGAAAAAAAUUCUUGGUUCUAUACUUUUUCUCAUUCUUAAAUGGAAAAUUUGAUUGCUGAUACGAUCUAAUAUCACACAAAGAUGAGCCCACAAGAAACUGAAAAGGAAAACCAAACAUGUUAAUGUACAAAGCCACAGUUAUUGUUUGUAUAUUAUUACAUAAGUGUCUAUUCAUACUGUGGAAUAAUAUGUUUGAUAUUUGA
Megalops cyprinoides (Indo-Pacific tarpon) is the source of this 2113-nucleotide messenger RNA. RefSeq names its product major facilitator superfamily domain containing 10 (gene slc75a1). Gene Ontology annotation, molecular function: transmembrane transporter activity. Gene Ontology annotation, biological process: transmembrane transport. Gene Ontology annotation, cellular component: brush border membrane. NCBI's taxonomy places the organism in Eukaryota, Metazoa, Chordata, Actinopteri, Elopiformes, Megalopidae. The transcript is spliced from 13 exons. Bases 284 to 1648 code for a protein of 454 amino acids. The record is from RefSeq and is a predicted model, not a curated record.